Messenger RNA from Panicum virgatum (switchgrass), 429 nucleotides. Its product is annotated as probable carboxylesterase 15. Lineage: Eukaryota; Viridiplantae; Streptophyta; Magnoliopsida; Poales; Poaceae. The record is from RefSeq and is a predicted model, not a curated record. Gene Ontology annotation, molecular function: hydrolase activity. Bases 1 to 429 code for a protein of 142 amino acids. The transcript has 2 exons.
AUGAUGCUCACGGCGCGCGACCGGCUCAUGAUCCGCCGUGAGUGGAAGGAGGCCAUCUACAACAAGGCCAAGAACCUCCGUGUACGCAUGUACAGGCCGGUCGGCGUCGGCGAUGCCUCCGGGAACAAGCUGCCGAUGCUCAUCCACUUCCACGGCGGCGGAUUCUGCCUCGGGUCGUGCACGUGGGCCAACGUGCACGUGUUCUGCCUCCGCCUCGCCGCGGACGCCGGCGCCGUCGUGCUCUCCGCGGGGUACCACCUCGCCCUGGAGCAUCGCCUCCCCGCGGCGGUCGACGAGCAGUCUGCGAGCCCCGCCGCCGCGGGCGCUGACGCUUGGCUCACCGAGGCCGCUGACUUCGGCCGCGUCUUCGUCAGGUGGGAACAGCAAGUGGGAGAGGUGGGUGGGGGUGGGAAUGACAGGUGGGGCUAG